AUGACUGAGAAGGUGGAUAGGACAAAAUAUCCUAAAAAAAUGUUUAGUGCUAUGACAAAGCCAGCUUCUGAGAAAAGUAUCACUACAAAAGCAGUGAAAAAAAUUUGUGAAGUGUAUUCAGAUGCAGUGAAAGGUCGUACAUGUCAGUUGUGGUUUAAAAGGUUUAAAGAUGGCGAUUGUGAAAUAUCCAACAAGCCUUGCUCUGGAAAACGACCCACUCUGAAUGAUGACCUUUUGAAUGAGACUACUGUAUCAGAUCCACGUCAAAGCACCAGAGAUUCAGCACAAAAAAUUACUGUAUCAUGUUCAACUAUCCAUGAACAUCUCAAGCAAAUUGGGGAAAACAUGCAAAGAGGGAAUUUGAGUUCCAUAUGUACUUACACAUGA
Molecule: messenger RNA, 387 nt
Organism: Octopus bimaculoides (California two-spot octopus)
Lineage: Eukaryota; Metazoa; Mollusca; Cephalopoda; Octopoda; Octopodidae
Source: RefSeq, a predicted model, not a curated record